Molecule: messenger RNA, 1578 nt
Organism: Adineta ricciae
Lineage: Eukaryota; Metazoa; Rotifera; Eurotatoria; Adinetida; Adinetidae
Source: the annotation of a GenBank genome assembly
AUGAAAAGGUUAUCAAGUUUGAAUCAACUCUUGCUUACGAUUCAACACAUCUAUAUAAACACAUUUGCUUUAUUUAUAAAAAAAGAAACCGUAACUUAUCAUUGUCCUGUCAACUUUCUUGCAACACAAAACACUGUUGUAUUCAAUAUUUUGGACGACGGUGCCGUAGGUGACGGCAUUCAUGAUAAUACUGAUUCUAUUCGAAGAACGAUUCUUCGAGCAACCGAUCACCAAGCACCUUGUACGGUACUUGUUCCCGGAGGAGACUUUCUCACAGGUUCAUUACAAAUACCGUCAAAUGUAACAUUCUAUCUAGCCGCAAAUGCUACUCUCCGUGCCUCGGAUAAUGCCAGUCAUUAUUCAUGCGUUCCAAGUAUGACAAGUGAUACGGGACCUUGCGAUUAUCCAUUUCUACUUGUUGAUCAUGCACACGACGUUCAUCUUCGGGGAGAAGGUCGAAUUGAUGCCGGUGCUAAUAGUCCACCAGGCCAUCUCGUUCGUGAAUAUCGUCCAGCAUCGAAUAUGCUUAUACCUACAGAAUGGAAACUACCGAAUUGUUCGUAUUACAGUUGUCGACCAAAGUUGCUCGUUGUACGAUACAGUUCAUCAGUUGAAUUGACAAAUAUAACUAUAAUGAAUUCUCCUCUAUGGACAGUGACGAUUGUUGAAAGUGAAAACAUUCUUUUUGAUCAUGUGACGAUAGUUGGCGAUCGUCGUUGGCCAAAUAAUGAUGGUAUUGAUCUAAUCAAUUCCCGUCAUGUGACGAUUCGCAAUUCAAACAUAACGACGGGCGAUGAUUGUAUUGCCAUCAUGUCACAUGGCCCAUCGUCGAUGUUUAAUAUCACGGUGGAGAAUAUGGAUUUACAGAGUACAUCUGCAGGAAUUAAAGUUAGCGCGUAUGAAAGAAACUCGACGGGUGAUAUGUAUGAUAUGGUAUUUAGAAAUGUACGAAUAAACGAUACAAAUCGUGGUUUAUGUGUUGCACCACGUUGGGGAUCAGGAAGAAUAGCAAAUCUUCUAUUCGAACAAAUGUCGAUCGAAACGAGAUUUUUUGGUUUAGACUGGUGGGGUACAGCCGAGCCAAUUUAUAUAACUGGUCUUUCAGCUAAUGCAGAACGGGCGUGGACGGGACUAAUGAAAAAUGUCACUUUCAGACACAUCGUUGCACGCGGCGAACAAGGCUUUCUUGUUCGAGGAAAUACAAGUAUAUUACAAGAUAUCUAUUUUAGCAAUGUGUCACUUACGAUUGCACGAUGGAGUAAUGUAAGUGAACAUCCGUCGCUUGAUUAUCGUCCGUCACAAGAACCACAAACGAGUCAAGCAAAUGUGGAUGGGCUCUUUGCUAUGGACACUAAUGGAUUAUAUCUCGAAAAUAUUGAAAUCGAGUAUUCCGAACCAAAGCAAUACUAUUAUGGACAAUGUUUGAAUAUUAGUAAUGUGACGCAGCUAAUUAAAACAAAUAUUCAGUGUCGAAACGCGAAUUUCUUAACAUCGGGACAAACGAAUUGGAAAGCUAUUGACAAAAUAGUAAUUGUAUUUUUCUUUGUGAUACUAGCACUUUUUAUCAUUUUAUUGUAA